AUGCAUGUGAAUCCCACCAAAAUUUCAGGAAGCACAGAUACUCACAAAAUCUACGCCGAUGGUACUGAUAUAACUCUCCGUGUACGUGUCGUCUGCGAAUCGAAGAAGCAGACAAGACUUGCCGACGCCAGAAUCACCGAUCAAAAGGAGUUUGAAAAGCACAACUACGUAAACGGGUUUUUUGAUUAUUGCGUGGCGCAGGAAAUUAGGGAUGAUGAGAAAGUAAACCGUGCUACAAAUUCCAAGGCCACAGAAUAUGUUUUGACGACGAGGCUCACCACCUCAAAGAGUAAAUGGGGAGGAAACCCUGUUAUUAGAAGCGCAAGGUCUCUUUAUGGAAAUAGAAAACACAAAUGGAGAUUGGGAGGGAAACGCUUUAUGCCAACUGAUAC
Molecule: messenger RNA, 392 nt
Organism: Acaulospora morrowiae
Lineage: Eukaryota; Fungi; Glomeromycota; Glomeromycetes; Diversisporales; Acaulosporaceae
Source: the annotation of a GenBank genome assembly